Messenger RNA from Xiphophorus couchianus (Monterrey platyfish), 6588 nucleotides. It is a transcript of the gene taok2b, whose product is annotated as TAO kinase 2b. Gene Ontology annotation, biological process: protein phosphorylation. Gene Ontology annotation, cellular component: cytoplasm. The coding region runs from base 575 to 4084 and encodes 1169 amino acids. Gene Ontology annotation, molecular function: protein serine/threonine kinase activity; ATP binding. NCBI's taxonomy places the organism in Eukaryota, Metazoa, Chordata, Actinopteri, Cyprinodontiformes, Poeciliidae. The record is from RefSeq and is a predicted model, not a curated record. The transcript has 17 exons.
AAGAAGAGCACUUCCGGUUUCCUCUCGGCUCCCGCCCCGCUCCGCCAUCAUGAAGUCCUGAACAAAAAAACGGAUGAGAGCCGAGUAAUAAUGGGGAUAAAACGGAGCGGACAGGCAGCUCACCGGCAGCGUUAGCUAAAAUGUCACUGCGAAUCGGAGUAGGGAGCGGAGUGGCGGGUUUUAAUGAGCCGGUCUCCCGCUGAACGACGUCCUCUAUCAGCUCCGGCCGUUGACGUUAUUCGGUUAGCCGCUGUGCUAACAGCAGCCCCGGAGCCUUGGCCCUGAUUUUUCUCCCCAUUUUCUCCGGCAGGGCAGCUGCGCUCGUGGGUUAGCUGGCAGUCAGCUGGCUCCACUCAUGUCAAGUAGCAGAAAGCUGCUGGGAGCACCGGGAUGGCCGGGGGUUUAGCUACAACCGCGACGGGCAGACGGAAUGUGGGCUGUUCGUGUUGAAUAGUCACCAGAGCCGAGGAGGAGAAGGGAGGACAGGGGAGGGAGAAACCAAAAUUUUCCUGCCAGGCCAGUCAGCUAGCUCCCGGGCUAGCUACAGUGGAGCCCAACAAUCACGGCGCUGGCCAUGCCGUUGAGUGUGCGGGCCGGGAGCCUGAAGGACCCGGAGGUGGCGGAGCUGUUCUGCAGGGAGGACCCCGAGAAGCUCUUCACCGAUCUCAGGGAGAUCGGCCAUGGGAGCUUUGGCGCCGUCUACUUUGCCCACGACAUCCGCACCAAUGAGGUGGUGGCGAUCAAGAAGAUGUCCUACAGCGGCAAACAGUCCAAUGAGAAAUGGCAGGACAUCAUCAAGGAAGUGAAGUUCCUCCAGAAGCUGCGCCACCCGAACACGGUGGAGUACCGAGGCUGCUACCUGAGAGAGCACACCGCCUGGCUGGUGAUGGAGUACUGUUUGGGUUCCGCCUCCGACCUGCUAGAAGUCCACAAGAAACCCCUCCAAGAGGUGGAAAUAGCUGCCAUUACCCACGGUGCUUUGCAGGGACUGGUCUACCUUCACUCUCACAACAUGAUUCACAGGGAUGUGAAAGCAGGAAACAUCUUGCUAACAGAACCGGGUCAGGUCAAACUGGGAGACUUCGGCUCUGCUUCUAUUGUUGCUCCGGCCAACUCCUUCGUGGGAACACCUUACUGGAUGGCCCCUGAGGUGAUCCUCGCCAUGGACGAGGGACAGUACGACGGGAAGGUGGAUGUGUGGUCACUUGGCAUUACCUGCAUAGAGCUGGCGGAGAGGAAGCCGCCGCUGUUCAACAUGAAUGCUAUGAGUGCCUUAUACCACAUCGCCCAGAAUGAGAGCCCCAUGCUGCAGUCGAAUCACUGGUCGGAUUAUUUCCGCAAUUUUGUGGAGUCCUGUUUGCAAAAGCUGGCCCAGGACAGACCUACCUCUGACGUGCUGCUGAAGCACCAUUUCCUAUGCAGGGAGCGCCCCAUGACGGUGGUGAUGGAUCUGAUCGCGCGAACCAAGGACGCCGUCCGCGAGCUCGACAACCUGCAGUACCGCAAGAUGAAGAAAAUCCUGUUUCACGAGGCUCACAACGGUCCGGCACCGGAAGGAGGGGAUGAGGAAGAGGAUGUGGAAGGGUACAUGCUGCGCACUGGCACAGUGAACAGCAUGGAGAGCUCCCACUCCCUGCCGUCCAUGUCGAUCAGCGCCAGCUCCCAGAGCAGCUCCGUCAACAGCCUGGCCGACGGCUCGGACGACAGCGGCGAGAUGGCCAUGAUGCAGGAGGGCGAGCACACCGUCACCUCCAACAGCUCCGUCCUGCACAAACCUCUGAGCCACGACAACAUCUACGAUGAUCCCUAUCAGCCAGAGGUUGACUCUCAACGAGAAGCUUCAUCUGGCGGUGGCGGGGGAGGAGGGGGAGGCGGUGGCAGACGUCGACGGCGAGACCACUUUGCCACCAUCAGGACCGCCUCGCUGGUGACCCGUCAGAUCCAGGAACAUGAGCAGGGCUCGGCUCUUAGGGAGCAGAUGUCUGGGUACAAACGGAUGCGGCGACAGCAUCAGAAGCAGCUCAUGGGUCUGGAGAACAAGCUGAAAUCAGAAAUGGACGAGCACCAAUUGAGGCUUGAUAAGGAGCUGGAGAACCAGAGGAACAAUUUCUCCAUGGAGCUGGAAAAACUGUCGAAGAAGCACCAGGCUGUCCAGGAGAAGGAGACGAAGGCGGUCCUGACGGAGGAGAAGAAGUUCCAGCAGCACAUUCUCGGUCAGCAGAAGAAGGAGCUGACCAGCCUGCUGGAUUCCCAGAAGCGACAGUACCGACAGCGCAAAGAGCAACUGAAAGAGGAACUGAACGAGAACCAGUCGACGCCGAAGCGAGAGAAACAGGAAUGGCUGGUGCACCAGAAGGAGUGCAUGCAGCAGCUGCAGGCGGAGGAAGAAGCCAGCCUGCUACGGAGGCAGCGGCAGUAUUAUGAGCUGCAGAGCCGCCAGUACAAGAGGAAGAUGCUGCUCGGACGCCACAACCUGGAGCAGGAUCUGCUCAGAGAGGACCUGAACAAGAAGCAGACCCUGAAGGACCUGGAGUGCGCCAUGCUGCUGCGGCACCACGAGUCGACGCAGGAGCUGGAGUUCCGGCAGCUGGGCGUGGUGCAGCGGACGCGCGCCGACCUGAUCCGCACGCAGCACCAGACCGAGCUCACCAACCAGAUGGAGUACAACAAGCGGCGCGAGCAGGAGCUGCGGCAGAAACACGCCGUGGAGGUCCGCCAGCAGCCCAAAAGCCUCAAAGUGAGUGAGGGCCGGGACGGCGAGGCGGUGCCGGUGGGGCGGGGCUUAGAGCCAGACGACGUGGAGGAGUGUGAGGAAGAGCCGGACGGAGCCGCAGAGCUCCGAGACGACAAGGCGAUUAGGGAGGAAGGGAAAGGAAGUGAAGUGAGAGAGGUAGAGGGGGUGCAGUGGGCGUACGAGGGCGAUCAAAGCGAAGCGUGUCACGUUGAGUCUGAUGAAGAGGAGGAGGAGGACCGCGGCGUGGCCGACGGAUGUCCGUCUGAGCUCGACGACUUGUCAGAGUUCUACUUCCCUGACGCGCCGGAGGAACUGAACACGGUCGCCGCCGCGGCCCCGCCUCCCCCGCCGCAGUCCUCCCUCCCCUCCCUGUUCUCCCACGCCGUCUGCCUGCUGCUCUCGCUCUCCACCGCCGCGCAGCCGUCCAACCUCACGCUGCUGCUGCUCUCCGUCUUCCUGCUGUCGCUGCGUCGCUCGCCGCCGCUGCCCUCACUGGCAUCCGUCGUGCUGUCGGCCGAGCUCGUCUUCCUGGCGCUCUUCUUCUCCUACCUGCUGCUGCGCUACUGCUGCGCGCUCUCCCUCUCCUCCUUCCUGUGGCUCAGCCUGUGGGGUGGCGGCGUCUUCAGCCUGGCGCUCGCCGUCAGCCUGGGGCUCUACUACAUCCCCUUCAUUCUCGUCUCCGCCUCCUUCCUCAGCUCCCCGGCCAUCUUCCUUUCUCUCUUUCUGCUCGUCGCGCUCGCUGUUCGGCCGGCGCGGAGCUUCCUCCAGCGGGCGCCGCGGAAGCUCAACCGCUUGUGCAUGCGCGUGCUGUUCCGCUUGCCCCGCCCCCUUUUCGCCAUGCUGCAGUCAGUUCUGGGCGGCGUGGCAGAGCGGAACCUUUACGAAAUGUUCCCCAAAGCCGGGCGCAACUGGGGCGUCCGCCAAUCGCGGAUCCCCGUCCCUUUGAAGAGCUUACCCUCCGAGCAUCACGCCCGCCGCCGUUGCCACAGCAACUCACGCCUGGCGAAGCUGCUGCUUUGGGUCGGGCGAUUCGGAAGACGGCCGCUAGGGGUCCUCACAGACCUUGCCAACACUGUGAUCUUGAAACUCGCCAGGCGGGUCGUUACGAACCUCCCGUUGCGCGUCCGGGUCAAACUCCGAACCCUGGGGCUCCUGAGGAAGGAGCUACCCAGCCGGUUGCCACGGUUACUGCCACGGGAGGUCCGAGAGAGGAGGCAGAGGGAGCGGAGCAGGAGGAAGAUGAGGGAGGAGAGGAUGAGGAUGUAUCGCGAAGAAACGAGAUGGGAGUGCGGGUUGAGGCGAACCGCAUCCGGAAGGUUUGAGAGAGGGAAACUCCGACCGUGGAGAUAACAGGAAGUGACCCGGUUCUGGUUUCUGCAAAUACACAACUUAACAAGGAUCAUUAUUUUAGUUUCUAGUGCAAAUAUCUUAGUACACUUCAAAAAUAACUUUUCAGCAAGAAAUAGGAGCUGGGUUUAGUUAAUAAUUUAUUAAAAUUAUUUUAAGUGAAAUGAUCGGCCAUUUUGGCUUAAAAUCUGUGAACAAUGUUGAUGAAAAGUUACUUGUGAAUAGUUUUUGUCUUAUUUCAAAUGUUCACAGAUAUUUACACUGGAAACUAGACCAAAAUACUAAAAAGACUUUAUAACUGUUGUGUUUUUGCAGCGUAUACCCGGCUAAUCCAGAGAUUAUCCCCCAUUUCCUCAUUGUGCUUUUUGUAAAAGUUCCUUAAACCUCCAUCAGUUUUAUUACUUUGUUCUUAAUUUCUAAGAAGAAUCUUUUUAUGGUUAUUUUAAGACCGUUUUGUUUUUAUCUUUUAGUCUUUUUUUAUUUUGAUUUUUUUUCUCUAUAGUCGUCUCAUUGUGCCAAGAACAAAUACUUCAGUGUUAACGAUGCUCCGUGAAUGAAACACCUUUAUGCUAAAAAAAAAUUAAAAAGCUGUGAAAAAUAAUUUAAAUUAAAAAAAAAGGUUUUAUGAUUUCAGAAGGGUUUCACCAACGUUGCCCUCAACACUAGCUAGCGGUCGGCGAUAAUCGAAGUGCAAUAAACGGCGGCGGCCAUAUUUACCGUCGCUUCCAAUCAAAUCCGUCUGUUAUUGAUGGAAAGAAACAAAAAUCCAACCUUUAAUUUGAAUUUGAAUUAGUUUUUUUUUGAUGGGGAAAACUGAAACAGGCCCAAAGCAUCACUGGUCCUCCUCCAUGCUUUCCUACAUAUCACCCCUAAUCUAAAUAUGGCUGUUUUCUACAAGCUACUUCCUGAUUUAUCAAGACCAACACAAACUGCUUUUACUGGAAUUACAUGUUUUUUUGUCUUUCCCAUUUUGAAAAGUGGCUGUCAGAAUUUCAUUGUUGAAUUAAAGUUUCUAUUUUUAGGAAUCGGUAAAGGAGUCAAAAAUUUGUUUGGUGGAUUUUUUGUUUUAGGGAAUACUAGAGAAACGAUCCCACAGCAUCACAGAUCCUCUACCAUACUUUAAAAUAUGCUUUAUUUGUAGAAAUGGACAAGUUGGGUGAAAGUAGCUGCUUUUUCAAUUAUGAAGACAAACACGCUUAUGGCAUAUUUUAUUGCUAUUUUCUCUUGUUUUUCCCAUUUUGAAGAGUGAUUAAGGGAAGUAGCUGCAGUUAUUCAAGAAUCAGGGAUCAAUUAUCAAACAUUCCCAGAUGCACAAUUAAAAACGUGAUUGUUUUCUGUGAAUUUUGUAAAAAUUUCUUAACAGUGAAAUCACAAUUAAAUGCCUUUCAAUUAAAGGUUGGAUUUCUCUCUGCAGCCAUAACAGAUUAAUUUAAAGUCAUUAAUAUAAACCAGUAGUGCCAAUAAAACAGUCUGUUAAAAACCAGAAUGUUAAAUCGUUUGAGGUUGUUGAUUUUUCUAGAAAUUCUGGUUUCAGUUUUUCAAAUCAUUUCAUGCAUAAAGCUGCUGAAAUCAGCCGUCUUUUCAGUCGCAUUUAGUUUUGCUACCUUAUUGCGCUUGAUGCAAUAGUCUUGAUAUGAUUUACCGUGUAAACAUUUCCCUUUUUUAAAAAGAAAAGUGCCUACUUUCAGCUGUUUGCACAAGUCUUAGUCUGUUGUGAAGAGACGAAGUAGAGUAGAAAACGAAGAUAUCUCAUAGUACUUAAAGCGUAAUAUAAUAAAAUUAUAUUUAAUAUAUCAGCAUGAUAUAGAACUUUAUUGAAGCCAUAUUUUGUUGACAAUCUUCUGCGAAAUGCAGGGCUAGAUUGAUGAAAUAAGAAUGUGAGAAACGGAGCAUCUCAUUACCAAACGACCAAAAAUAUCCAGAUUAAAGGAACAAAAUUCUUUUUUUUUCUUCAAUUAAAAUCUUUACAUUUUUCAAAAACAGUGCAGCUACUCUUCACCUUAAGUGGCUUUAAUUUUAUUUAAUUUUAUUGGUAUCAGAAACCAAAGAUAUUCAGCGACCGACCAAAACAGUUUUAAGAAGCUAAAACCAAAAAAAUAUGUAGGAUUUUUUUUACACGUUUUGCUUAAAAACGGCAAAAACAUUUUAUCUUUUAACGGAAACACCAAAGUGCUUCAGUAAAAACAGGAAGUUUUAGAUCGUUAGGGAUAAAAAUGAAGGAAAAACAUUUAAACUGUUUUACAUGGAGGAUUAUAAAAUAAAAACGUUUAGAUAUGAAAAAGUCGAGUUUUAUCAGUUUGUUGGAUUGUAACUCGCUCAGUUUUCACCUGUUUUUCUGUUUACAUGUUGCAUUGUGUUUUUCCCAGUUUUAUCACCCUGUUUGUUUUAAGUUAUGCAGUAUUUUAAAGAGUACUGCUGCGUUCUGUACGGCUGUGUGCUCUAAAAAACAUUUUAUUUGUUAUACUUAGACUUUUAUUUGCACAGAAAUAAAUUCUUUUGUUUUGAAA